UGUAACAUCAUAAGUAAAUUUCUAGGUAGAUGAUAUUUUUGCCACAUUUGGUUCAUGUCUGAGUCACCAAACUACAUAGAGAUUUAUUACCUCGUCAGACCAAGAAUCUAGUUCAAUGAGUAUCAGCACAGAUGCAAAUAGUUAUGUAAAUGAUAGUUCAGUUGAAUUGGCAUGGGCUAUAAAAGCUUAUGAACAUGCUGAAACAUAUUUUAAUUUGAUCUCCUCCCUUGAUUGUUCAGACCUAAAUUUCACAGGUCAUGACAAUGAAAUCUAUGAGAAAUACAAGUCAGAAAUGGAUACCAUUAAGAUUGAUGUCUUAAACAUUGAUGAAUUAAAGAGUAGUGAAUCAAAAGAAAAAUGGAGACCUUUCUGUGAAAGCUUUAAAGGUGUAAUUGAGGAUUAUAAUUUCGGAACAUUACUUCGACUUGAUGCAACAAAAGGAAUAUCUGACGAUAAUACUACAUUAGUACCAAGAAUCCAGUUCUGGGCCAUUGAGAUUGCAAGGAAUCGUGAAGGACUGAAUCGUCAUUUAAUAACUAAUCAGACAAAUAGAUGACUUUUUGCCUUUUUUUAUACAAAAUAUGACAAAACCCUGUUUUAUAAAUUCUUACUAGAUGAUCAAUAACUAACAACUCGUUUUUUUACUGAAA
Molecule: messenger RNA, 650 nt
Organism: Xenia sp. Carnegie-2017
Lineage: Eukaryota; Metazoa; Cnidaria; Anthozoa; Malacalcyonacea; Xeniidae
Product: protein PBDC1-like
Exons: 8
Coding region: 116-556 (146 amino acids)
Cellular component (GO): cytoplasm
Source: RefSeq, a predicted model, not a curated record